AUGGGAUGUUGUUGCUCGAGACGUUUUUUCGAAGAGGAAAAUGGAACAGUAAGAUACCAACUUAUCAAUGGUAGACGAUAUCAUAAUCUUUCGAGCUCCGUGUACUUUCUUGCAAAUGACGACGAAGAAGUUUAUCGUUUAAGUAGAUAUCAUAAUGCAAUAAAAGAUAUUUGGGUAGGAUUGUUUCAUUCACCUGUAGAGGAGAAGUUGAGACAAGGAGCUCGUGUUAUUGAUAUUGGAUGCGGAUCUGGAAUUUGGAUUUUGGAUGUGGCACGACAAUAUCCUAAUUCAAAUUUCGUAGGAAUAGAUAUAUCUCCAAUUCUUCCAACAGAAGGUCUUCCUUCAAAUGUAACGUUUAUUCAAUAUAAUGUGUUAGAUGGAUUGCCAUUUGAGGAUUCGUCUUUCGAUUUAGUUCACCAAAAAUUCAUGGUCUGUGCUUUUACAGAAGUACAAUGGGAAGAGAAAGUUAUCCCAGAAUUGAUAAGGUUAACUCGACCAGAUGGAUGGAUCGAGAUCUUAGAAGCUGAUGCUAUACUUAUAUCUGAUGGAACCGUUACAAGGAGGAUUGCAAAAGCUUUUCAUGAUUUUCUGGUAUCGAAGGGAAUAAACCCUUCAAUUGGAAAAGAAAUUCCGCGUAUUUUUGAAAAUUCAAAUAUGUUUUCGGAAAUUAAACAUCGACAAAAAACUAUAAAGCUUGGUAAAAGGCAUGGUGAAUCUGGGGAAGAGACUUUAAGGUUUUGUAUUAGUGGUCUCAGCUCUGCUAGAGGUACUUUAUCAACCUCGAUGAAUCUAAUGCCCGAGCAUUAUGAUGCACUUAUAGAGACAAUGAUUAUUGAGACAGAAAAAUGUUCUACUGAUUUUAUUCAACACCGAAUUUGUGCUCAUAAGAGGAUUUAA
Molecule: messenger RNA, 897 nt
Organism: Ambispora leptoticha
Lineage: Eukaryota; Fungi; Glomeromycota; Glomeromycetes; Archaeosporales; Ambisporaceae
Source: the annotation of a GenBank genome assembly